UCUUUAAUUCUCCGUUGAAAGAAGAGAGAAAAAAACAAACAAAAUAUCAGAUGCGAAGAAACGAAUAAAAACACCGUCGAUUUGAUACUCCGCCGUUUCCCUUCCAAACUGAUUCAGUUCUUCUCGUUCAAUUCACCGUCGUCGGAGAUCGAUUUGAACUAUCCUCAUCCACUCUCAAAUGAGUCAAUCUCAGCCACAGCCUCAGCCUCAGCCCGAUCCAUCCAAUCCACUCCCUCCUAAACCGUCGCACUCCGAUCACCCGGAUCCGAUUACCGAUCAUCGCGCCGGCGACUAUUCUCCCUACCCCAAGCUUGACCCUAGCGAUGUUGCUCCGCUGCCGAUGCCGGAGAACUGGACCACUGUCCCCAUGAGCUCCCAACCCCAACAUCCUCCUCCACCUCAAACUCAGCCGAACAGUGAGCCUCGUGCUCCGAUCUCUGAGGGAAAUGCUACCACUCUGCCGACUGAAGCUAAUCCCUAUGUUUCUGCGGCUCCAGCCUCUGGAAAUCCAUCUUCCGCCAAGAAUACGGUGGAUUCCAUGAAGGAGAUGCUUGGAAGAUGGGGAAAGAAGGCUGCUGAGGCAACCAAGAAGGCCGAGGAUCUUGCUGGAAAUAUGUGGCAGCACUUGAAAACAGGGCCUAGCAUUACUGAUGCUGCAGUGGCAAGAAUUGCUCAAGGGACGAAAGUUCUUGCAGAAGGUGGUUAUGAGAAGAUCUUCCGACAGACUUUUGAGAGUAUACCGGAAGAGAAACUUCAGAAGGCGUUUGCAUGCUACUUAUCCACAUCAGCUGGUCCAGUGAUGGGAACUUUGUACGUAUCAACGGCUAAACUUGCCUUUUGCAGUGACGAUCCUCUUUCGUACAAAGUCGGUGAGGAGACUCAAUGGAGCCUUUACAAGGUGGUGAUCCCGCUGCAUCACCUGAAGGCAGUCAACCCAUCAACAAGCAAAGCAAAACCGGCUGAAAAGUUCAUACAAGUUAUCUCCAUUGACAACCAUGAAUUCUGGUUCAUGGGCUUCGUAUAUUAUGAUAGUGCAGUCAAAAUUCUUCGAGAAGCCCUGCAGCCCAACAAUCCAUUGUCUGUGUGAAAAUCUAGUGAGAAGGGCUGACACUUCUGGAUCAUGAACUUUUUUACCUGCUCACCCACAGUAAGAAUUGAAGUAAGUCAAGAUUUUGAUGUUAUAUACAACAAAUUACUGUAGAAAUACCGUACCUCUGUAGUUUUACUAGCAAUGUUGUCUUUAUGGACUUCAUCAUCAUUCAUAUUUGUUUUCUCUACUGUGUAUGGAGUGAAAAAUUUGAAGUUGUUUGAACUUUUGUUGAUUGAAAGGUAAAUAGUAUUGAUGAUUGAAUGUUUGAA
Molecule: messenger RNA, 1359 nt
Organism: Cucurbita pepo subsp. pepo (vegetable marrow)
Lineage: Eukaryota; Viridiplantae; Streptophyta; Magnoliopsida; Cucurbitales; Cucurbitaceae
Gene: FIP1
Product: FH interacting protein 1
Source: RefSeq, a predicted model, not a curated record